Molecule: messenger RNA, 681 nt
Organism: Cladophialophora yegresii CBS 114405
Lineage: Eukaryota; Fungi; Ascomycota; Eurotiomycetes; Chaetothyriales; Herpotrichiellaceae
Exons: 2
Coding region: 1-681 (226 amino acids)
Source: RefSeq, a predicted model, not a curated record
AUGCCGCAAGACGUCCUCCUUGACAUCGUCCCUGAGAAGUCCGGCCGCGGCCGCAGACUCCUUAGAUUCAACAUCCCCCAGAAGGAUCCCAACGAGUACUCGACAACCAAGUGGGCGAUACGCAGCCGCCAGAAACGCGCCGAAAUGCCCCUCAUGGAAACCCUUCUCAUGCUCCACGAGAGGGCCGACGUGCGGGCUCUGCGCCGCGUGAUGAAAGUGAUAGCUUCCGAUCCACGCACAAGAUGGGACGAGAUGAGCGAGGCGGAGCAGGAGGAGCUGAGGGAGCAGAAACGCCAGGAAAUCCUAGAGCAGAGGGACAGAUGCGGCCGAAGCGCAACCGCCUUUUCGAACCGGAUCCUGAAACUCGCCACCAGCUGCAUUGGCGAUGCCGCCAUGUUGCAGUUUCUCAUGCAGAGUCGCAAGGCACGGUCGAAAGUGAUGUCUCUCUUCGAAGGCUUGGUGAGCCUAGAAGAGGACGGGAAGUUGAGAUUGCUUGCCGGAGCUCGUGGGGAUCAAAGCGAUGAGGAGGAGAAGGAGACCGGCUCCACCACUACCGACGAAGGUGGAGAGGAGGAAGAGACUGCAAGUGAGCAUGAAGAUGUACCGUCGACCAUCGUCUGCCAAUGGCAAGGCUGCGGGAGAAGCUUCGACGCUUCCGCCGCCCUCUACCUGGCGUCCUAG